Molecule: messenger RNA, 243 nt
Organism: Trichomonas vaginalis G3
Lineage: Eukaryota; Parabasalia; Trichomonadida; Trichomonadidae
Product: fatty-acyl-CoA binding
Exons: 1
Coding region: 1-243 (80 amino acids)
Biological process (GO): regulation of gene expression
Cellular component (GO): nucleus
Molecular function (GO): protein binding
Source: RefSeq, a predicted model, not a curated record
AUGAUUACACACGGUGUGAAUGUUAAUACUAAAGACAGAGAAGGUAAAACAUCUCUUCAUUAUACAACCGAAUCAGGGAACAAAGAAAUCAUUUCAUUACUUCUUUCGCAUGGUGCUAAUCCAAGAAUCAAAGAUCAUGACGGGGAUACUGCUCUUGAUUAUGCGAAUGACUGCAAUAACAAAGAUAUAUUAAAACUAUUUAUUCCAUUUCAAAAGAAUUCUAAAUCUAAAAAUAACAAAUGA